Aspergillus caelatus is the source of this 1497-nucleotide messenger RNA. RefSeq names its product FAD binding domain-containing protein. The record is from RefSeq and is a predicted model, not a curated record. NCBI's taxonomy places the organism in Eukaryota, Fungi, Ascomycota, Eurotiomycetes, Eurotiales, Aspergillaceae. The coding region runs from base 1 to 1497 and encodes 498 amino acids. Gene Ontology annotation, molecular function: FAD binding. The transcript is spliced from 3 exons.
AUGAUUAGAGACACACUGGUCCCCUUUUCGAAAACAUCCGUCUUGAUCGUCGGAGGUGGGACAACAGGCCUGACGACUGCCCUUUUACUUGCUCGCUAUGGCCUGACAGUGAUGAUUGUGGAACGUCAUCAUCAUCGCUCCGGACAGCCCAAAGCUCAUGCGAUUAAUCCUCGGUUGCUGGAGAUCUUUCGUCAGAUCGGCCUCGACACCACACGACUACGGAAGUCAGGUGUAUCCCCGGAGGAUGGCGAUACAGUGCGCUUUGUGGUUUCAAUGGCAGGGAAGGAACAUGCUACACUUCCUUACGAACGACAAGGCCCUGAGACUUUUGAGAUCACCCCGGAGCCCUUGUUCAAUAUACCCCAGCCCAGUCUGGAAGACUUUCUCAUCCGCGCCGUCGAAAGCAACGAGAAUAUCACAUUCUACCGGGGUGUGCAGUGGGAAAGCUGUUCUCAACUUGAACUGGGUGUCCUCUCUUCGAAUAUCAGGAAGAUGGUGACUGGUGCCUUAAUGGUCGUGGAGAGCGCAUACGUUCUGGAUUGCGGUGGUGCCAACUCGCGCGCCCGAGAUCUGUUGGGGAUUCCAUUUUCGCCGUUACCUCAGUAUGUUCAAAAAGAGGUGCACCAUCUCUCAGUUCACUUCAACGCUGAUCUCACGCGCUUCAACCCCGGGACGUUGUGGUGGAUUUCGUCCCCUCGCGCCGACGGCACAGUUAUCUGCUAUGAUCGAGCGUACGACUGGAUCUUUGUCACAUACUAUAACCCAAAGACUACGUCACCAAAUAAGUUUACUGAGCAUUACUGCCGAGAAUUGAUAGACAAUAUGCCUUUCCACCCACGGGAGGUCUUUGGGGUGAACACCGGCAUCGCAGAUGCCCAAAACCUUGCAUGGAAGAUUCAUGCAGUGGAAAGGAGAUGGGCUGAAGAGGCUAUCCUAUCCACCUACAGUGAGAAAAGACGACCUGUGGCGGUCGCAAAUGCCUAUCAAAGCGUGAAGAAUCAGAUACAGAGCUUCGGGCGAUUGGACCAUGUGAAAGAGAAGCUGGAUUGUGAACUUCGGGCCAAUGCAGAGCACUUCGACUCGAUCAGAUUACAGAUUGGCUAUCGUUACGGCGAAGACGAGGUUCCGGACGAGCCAUGCGAUUAUUAUUCGCCGAGCAACAAGCCUGGGUCGCGACUUGUGCAUGCCUGGAUCUCCGUUGCAGGCCAGUGGCUGUCUACGUUGGAUCUUGUGGACGGCAUGAGCUUCGUGCUGCUUUUGUCUGAUCAUUCAGCUAGAGCUUUGGCCGAUGCUGUGCGCUCCAUAAACCUCCCGGUGAUCAUAUAUACACUCUGCAUGGGCUCUGACUUUGUUGUUUUGAACGCUUCGUGGGCCUCUACCGUAGGGCUUUCAAGGCCUGCCUCCGGACUUCUGGUUCGUCCCGAUCAACAUAUUCUGGGAAAUGUGACAUCGGUGGAGAACAUCGAGCGACUUCUGGCCGCCUGCCUUUGCUCUUGA